Messenger RNA from Colletotrichum destructivum, 1323 nucleotides. Its product is annotated as Putative NAD-dependent epimerase/dehydratase, NAD(P)-binding domain superfamily. The transcript has 7 exons. The coding region runs from base 64 to 1194 and encodes 376 amino acids. Lineage: Eukaryota; Fungi; Ascomycota; Sordariomycetes; Glomerellales; Glomerellaceae. The record is from RefSeq and is a predicted model, not a curated record.
GUUUCUGUAAGAGAAAGCAUCACGCACUCGCAACCAUCAUCUUGUCAAGUACUUGAAAUCAACAUGGUACACAUCCUCCUCACGGGUGCCGCCGGCUAUAUCGGCGGAACUAUCCUCGCAGAUCUCUUGGCCCGUCAAGACGGGCCCGUGAAGGCCGCAAGACUCUUUGCUGCAGUUCGCACGCAGGAGCAAGUCGAACUCCUGUCGAAGCUCGCAGGCGUAUCUGUAGCCCAGGUCGACCUGCUGAGAAAAGACGCUGUGGAAGACUAUGUACAUCGUAACGAGAUUGACUUCAUCGUGAACCUGGCGCCAUCUUUCGACCUAAUCGUUGUAUCGAACCUCCUCGGCGCCCUUGGAAAGCGCCGCCAAGACGGAGCGAAUGACUUACGCUUGGUCAAUAGCUCGGUAACCGCAGCCUUCUCAAAGGAAAACGGCUGGCCGUUCGGUGAGAUAAGUGACACAGGGCCAGUCAUUGCCAAAGAGAGAGAAAUUGGAGACCAGCAUCCUGUUCGAGUGGUUCGUCUCAAAAUCCUGCAGACGAAUGUCGAUCCUCCUAAAGCUAACAUAGAAGCAAGGCAGACAUCAUGGUUGCUGAAAAGGGGAAGGAACUGGGAGUCAAGACGUAUAUUGUCGUCAUCCCAAACGUGUGUAAAUGGGAGAGGUACUGGCCAAGGUAGAAAGCAAUCGGUCAGCAUCCCUACGUAUGUUAGGGUUAGUAUCAGGAACCAGAUUGUCAACAAGUUUGACCAAGACGGGCAUCCUGCGGCCGCUCACGUCACUGACCUUGCAGCUCUUUACGUUUUGCUGAUCGAAAAGAUCUUGCAAGGAGAUCCGAUCCCGAGCGACGAAGUGGGUAUUUACUUCGGCGUUGCGUACACAAUGUCUUGGUGGAAGGUCAUGUCAGCCAUUGCCAGAGCUCUUCACUCUCGUGGGCUAGUAAAAGACCUGGAGCCACAGUUUUGGCCGAGUUAUGAUACGGCAGCGGAUGAGCUGGGAUGGCCACGAGCAUACAUUCGAGGCAUGGGAGCCUCCAGCCCACAACUCAUUCCACGCAAUGCGGACAAGAUUGGUUGGAAACCCGAGUGGGAUGAGAGUAGAUUUAUGGAGAGCAUAGACGAUGAGGUUCAGGAUGCUCUGGAUCUAGACACUGGCACCACAUCUCUCUACGAUAGUGUACAGGCUUCCAAGUCUUGAGGACCGUGUUUCGUUUCUGGUAGUCAAGAAGACAAAUCCACUGACAUAUGCACUCGACUGUGGACGGGUCCAAUUCCCAGUAAAUAUGUUGUUUCUGACAAAAGGAAUUGAAAGAAUAUAUACUUUGGC